GCAAAGGAGUUGUGUGUGGGGUAUUUGGUGGUUAUGGGUAUUUUGAUAGCCCGGGUGGACAACUCGGAUAUCGAAGAUAAGUGCUUUGAUAGCCCGACUGAUCAGCUCGGAUACGUUAUUUCACCUUUAGGUACUACUGUUAAAUCAAUGUCAGAAACUUGUGAAAUUACCUCGUUACCCAUUGCAGCACAAAUUUUUGGUAAUGCUGGAUUAGAAUUGUCUAAAUAG
Dentiscutata heterogama is the source of this 228-nucleotide messenger RNA. Lineage: Eukaryota; Fungi; Glomeromycota; Glomeromycetes; Diversisporales; Gigasporaceae. The record is from the annotation of a GenBank genome assembly.